UGUCACUUCCGCUAAAUUACUUCCUGUUGGUUGACUUCCGGUGUUCGUUUUAAAAGCAAGUCAUACAUGUUGCGGUCUUCUCUGCUCAUUUCUGUUGCCAUCCUACACAAAGCGCCGAGGAAGCAAUGCUGAACUUUCUGCAAAGUGUCAACAUCAACUGUUCUUUGUUGGACUUGCAACACGACCUCUGACGUCAUCGCAGGAAGUCGGACUGAAGGUCAGAUGUGGACAUUGUCGCACGUGUGUGUGUGUGUGUGUGUGUGUGUGUGUGUGUGUGUGUGUGUGUGUGUGUGUGUGUGAUUGUGUGUGUGUGUGUGUGUGUGUGUGUUAUAAACAACAUUCUGUAGUUUUUGUCAUUUUCAUUCUAUGUAUUUUGUGUAUUUGAUGUUACUGUCUAUCUGUGUUGGCCCUGUGAUGAUGUGGCGACUUGUCCAGGGUGUAAAUGCCUUCCGCCCGAUUGUAGCUGAGAUAGGGAAUAAGCGGUAGAAAUUGGAUGGAUGGAUGAUGUUAUUUCAUUUGAUGUCAGUUUUUGUUAUCGCGUUUUGUUGGAUGUUAUUUGGGACUAAAGCCAAAGGAGGAGGGCCAGCUUUUGAAGCCGCCCUCCCCUCCCUGACCACCAGAGGGCGCCACAGACUGUGGACAUUUUAUCCAAUUGUUCUCUCUUUGAUGUGUUUGUGUGUCUUUCAGUAUGUCGCACUUUAACACGUGCUGCCAAAUGAAAAGUGCAUUAAAACUAUUAUUAUUUUGUUUUAUCUAUGUCACAUUUUAUUUUUGGAUUUAAUUUGAUUUUAUUUUGUUUUGUUUUGUUUUGUCUCAUUGUAUUGUUUUGACCUGUUUUUGGAGACUGAAAAGUGCCUUGAAAGAACUUAGUCCAAGAUUUUAUUACAAAAUAGUCCAAAACAUUGGCUGAGUUGAUGAAAGAAGUGAAAGAGCCGGAAGCAAAAGUGCUGCUCUUGUAAGCGCCCCAAGGCAUCAUGGGUAGCAUUGUUACAGUCUCAUUGUUCUCCCCGGCUUACUCUGCUGACCGCUGGCUUUCAUGGCCGCCGGUCUUUGCCCCGCACUUCCUGUCCCUUCAAGUCUGUACAGUUCUGCGCGGCUCACGCCGCCUUCUUGGCGUGCAGGCCCAGCGCGCCGUGGACCAGGUACGGGAUGAUGCUGACGGUCGCCAUGGGCACGGUGGCGCUCUUGCAGAAGGAGAGCAGGUAGAAGAGGGCGGCGGUGUGCGUGGGCGGCUUGAAGGAGUCGAAGAGGUGCAGGAGCAGCAGGGAGGCCAGCACGCAGCCCGCCUUCGCCGGCGCGCCGCCGCUCCUCUUGGUCUCGGUGUAGAGCGGCGAGUUCAGGCCCAGGCCCAGGCCGAACAGCGUGCCCAUGUUGCGCAGGAGGCUGGCGAACGGUGUGCUGUCCAGGUGGACCCACUCGGCCCUCACGCACCACUUCUGGGCCUUCUCCAGCGUCCACAGGAGGUCCACGCCCACGGUCUUCAGCAGCAAGUAGAAGCCCACGGCCGAGGAGGUGAGCAAGAGCGUGGUGUAGAAGUACUUCUUCAUGCUGGCGCUGUAGAUCCACUGAGUCCUGCUGAAGGCCUCGGCCACGAUCAUGCCUGGGGUCCGAUGAGAGUCCCCGUCAACACCUACGGUCCAAAGUCUUCAUAGAGGGGUGCUACUGUCAGGUCUUACCUGUGAGGACACCAGCAACCACCUGGUGCGGGAAGUGGGCGGCGAUGAAGACCCUUGACAGACACACACACACUUGGACUCCCCAGAACAAGGUCCAAAGAAUGGCCUUCAGGUACCUACCACUGAAGACCAACAAAAUCAUUUUAGUAGCUGAAGAAAUCCUCCUGGAUUCCUGAGACCGAGUGCUUGUUGACAUGGAAGCCACUUGUCACUCAGUACAAGUGGACCCGGUCAAUGAUCAACCACGGCUCAGAACAGGUAGGAUGUCCAACGUGAUAAACUCGGACUCUGUCAACAGAUUGUUGUUGACCAGGGAUUAUUGGACUCACCUGUUGUUGGAGGACUUCCUGUGGCCGUGUUUCCUCUUGCUGGCCGUGAUGGCGAGUAUGGAGGUCACCAAGGUGUAGUAGACGCCCGCCGCUCCCAUGGCGUGGCCAGAGGGGCUGCCUGGGUAGCACAGGAAAGGUCUGUAGACCUAUGCCAUCUUUCUUCUCGAAGCUCAUUUUCCACGUUGCCUACCUGGGCCGGUCUCGCAGGUCAUGGGGUACUGUUCGAUGUGAGGGCGAGCACCGUUGGCAUAAUAGGGCGUCUCGUGGACCCACCAGUAAGGCCUCUCACCAAACAGAAUCCUGGAGACAGAAACCUGCACUUAGGGAUCCCGAAUCGCGGGCGAUGUCGUCCCGACUUACCAUUUGAACACCAAGUUGAGCCAGUCUCCGAUGACGGCCACCCAGAUGAGCUUGAUGCCCACCGAGGGCCGCAGGUGGAACCAGAGCGGGAAAAAGAUGAAGAAGGUGUUCCUGAGGUCCGCCGCCCAGGACACCCAGAGGAACAAGCCUUGGGCAUCCUGGUAGUUGGUCUGAAGGUAGCGGGUGCUGCUCACCCCAAAGUCCUGCAUGGCGUCCAUGACGGCAUCAAGCAUGGUCACGGCCAGGCGUGUGAGUGAGUCUACAGUGUCGGCGACACGGCCGCUUGUUUUUAUAGCCCGGGAGCCCACCAGCCAGACGCGUGCUCACGCUGAUCUUUGGACCUUGCACAUGUGUAAUAAAACACUGCGAGUUCGGCAGCUCCGGCACACAAACACGCGCUGCAGAUAGCAGUGGAAAAAACACAGCGUCCGAGUCCAUCACAUCUGGCAGAUUUACUGGAGGGAUGAGCAAACCACUUUUGUCCAAGGAACCAGGACACACCUUCUGAAUUCAUGCUCAAGGUCACCUUGCCACCUGCCACUUACAUAACUGCGGAGGAAACACCUCGGUGGUGCCGUGGAUUACAUAAACUGAUCAAUGAUUGAAUGAUUGCCCCUUGUCUGAUAAAACCUUCAAACCCAACCGGAGGCUCGGUCGGAAACUGCUCAGAUCAUAGUCCAUCUGGUUCAGGGGCGGGGGGGUCUUAGGAAAGACCGCAUCAGCAGCAUCCGUCUAAGAAAUCCAAAACUCAAGCGGAGUUCUCCUAACGCUCCACCGGUCAGUCGGAUUUCUCUAAUGAUGGAUUUUAGUAGGGGGGGGCCUGGCCGUGGGGGUGUAAAGGUUACGAACCCGUCAGUACCGUACCAAAGGCAAACAAGCCUGCUAGCCUUGAGUAAAGUCCAAUGGGGAUCACACACAGACAGAGCUUCCAGACCACAUCCUCCCCAGGGUCCAGUCUGCUAUCAUGGAUCUCAUCCACAGCUGGGGGGUCCAGCUGGCUCAGCACCUUCAGACCAACUACAGAGGACACCAGGCCUUGUUCGGUCUGGCCUCCACGGUGGCCGACUUGCACACCACUUUCUUCUUCUUCUUUCCCAUCUGGUUCCACCUGCACAGGGACACGGGGCUCCGGCUGGUCUGGGUGGCCGUCGUCGGGGACUGGAUCAACCUGGUCCUCAAAUGGGUUCUUUUUGGAGAAAGACCUUACUGGUGGGUUCACGAAACCCGCUUCUAUAGGCCCGGGCCGGCCCCUUCACUGCAUCAGUUCCCCAUCACCUGUGAAACUGGACCAGGGAGUCCCUCGGGCCACGCUAUGGGUGUCACGGGGGUCUGGUACGUGAUGGUGACCGCGCUGCUCGCCGUGGCCGCAGAGAAGCCAUGUUCGCCGUCGCUGUACAAAGUCCUGCAGGGGGUUCUGUGGGGCUUAAUGGGCCUCCUGGUGCUACUGGUCUGCAUGUCCAGGGUCUACAUGGCCGCCCACUUCCCGCACCAGGUGGUCGCUGGCGUCAUCGCAGGUGUGGUCGUGGCUGAAGUGGUGUCCCGGGUGAAGUGGAUCUACAGGUCUGGCUUGAGGACGUACACCUUCACCACGCUCUUCUUGGCCUCCUUCGCCAUGGGCUUCUACCUCUUGCUGAAGGCUGUGGGCGUGGACCUCCUGUGGACUCUGGAGAAGGCCCAGCGCUGGUGCGCCAAGGCCGAGUGGGUUCACCUGGACUCUACGCCCUUUGCCAGCCUCCUGCGCAACAUGGGCAGCCUGCAGGGUCUGGGACUGGGUCUGGGCCUGGGCCCGGGCUCGCCCAGGCCUGGUGCCGACGCCGAGAAGAGGAGCAGCACCUCCAAGGCUGGGUCCAUCGUUGCCUCGUUGGCGCUGCUCCGUCUCUUGGACGCUUGGACAUUUUCCUCCGAGAACCUGGUGGCGUUCUACGGUUUGUCUUUCGGUAAAAGCGCGGUUGCACUUUUAAUCCCGACCACUUUGGUUCCUUGGGCUCUCCGGGGAAGGCGAGAAGAAUUUGUGGUUGUUGGGCGGGAACAAAAAGAUCUUUAAAGGUUUCUGAAGAGGAUGUGGACUUUAAGGGCAACACUGCCGUGCUAUUUUCAAUCAUUCUGGUCCUUUUUCUACAAGCCGACUCUUCGCAGGAUUCAGUUUUUGGCGUUCUUCACAAUUUUGGCCCAGUUUUUGGUGUGAGGUCUUGGUUAUCGGCUGAACAAACUUCCGUUUACCCGUGCAUCAUUUUGUGGAAUGUCCACACAACGUAAAAAACCAACCUUCUAAAGCAAGUAUGCUGCAAAAUAAUCCACCGUAGGGCCAAAUAGAGUUGUGAGUGUCAGCAGUUUGAUAAAGAAAGUGAGAAACACAAUUGAACUUGUAGCAAAGCUCUUUGUCAUCAGUGUGUUCAAUAAAGCCAGAAGUCAUGUGAAAAAGUCAUGUCUUCAUCAUGACCAUCACUAAUAAAACCAGCACUAGUCUCUAGAAAA
Nerophis ophidion (straightnose pipefish) is the source of this 4840-nucleotide messenger RNA. It is a transcript of the gene g6pc1a.1, whose product is annotated as glucose-6-phosphatase catalytic subunit 1a, tandem duplicate 1. The record is from RefSeq and is a predicted model, not a curated record. The transcript is spliced from 6 exons. Gene Ontology annotation, biological process: gluconeogenesis; glucose 6-phosphate metabolic process. Gene Ontology annotation, cellular component: membrane. NCBI's taxonomy places the organism in Eukaryota, Metazoa, Chordata, Actinopteri, Syngnathiformes, Syngnathidae. Gene Ontology annotation, molecular function: glucose-6-phosphatase activity. Bases 3330 to 4409 code for a protein of 359 amino acids.